Molecule: messenger RNA, 2220 nt
Organism: Funneliformis mosseae
Lineage: Eukaryota; Fungi; Glomeromycota; Glomeromycetes; Glomerales; Glomeraceae
Source: the annotation of a GenBank genome assembly
AUGGCCAAUCGAACCUUGUCAAUUAUUGAUGCGUUUCGCAUUAUAAUAUUUUUCUGUUCAAGUAGAGGGUAUAGAGAGUUAUUAGGUGAAAAGGGGCAACCUCAAUCGGCUGAAGAUACCGUCAUAAAGUUAGUUGAUCGUGCUAGCAAUUCUACUUUAUUGGAAGAUAGGCGUGCUGCUAUUUUAGGAUUAAAAGGUCUCUCGAGAGAAUAUCGCCAGGAAGUUGGAGAGAAAAGUCUUGGAUCUCUUUUACAUAUUUUAAACGAAGAUAAAGCAGAUAUUGACACAGCAAAGGCUAUUUUAGAAAUAUUAAACAUUCUAUGUACACCUGACAUACACGAGAUACACGAGGAUUCUUCAAAUAUACAUUUAUUCUUGGAUAUUUUACAAGAGUAUGAUUUUUAUGUUCGUUUUCAUGAUAUACAAUUGUUGCGUGCAUUGCUUAUUGUAAGACCAGAUCAUGUACAGGACUGUAUUUUGACUGCUCCUAUGGGAAUUUCACGUUUGAUGGAUCUAUUAGAUGAUCAAAGAGAAAUCAUAAGAAAUGAGGGAUUAUUAUUGCUCAUAUCACUCACUGAAAACAAUGCUGAUAUUCAAAAGAUUGUCGCAUUUGAGAAUGCCUUUGAAAGGCUUUUGGAAAUAAUUGUAGAAGAGGAUGGAUUGAAUGGCGGAAUUAUUGUUCAGGAUUGUUUGCAAUUGAUACAUAAUUUAUUACGAUAUAAUGUUUCAAAUCAGACAAGUUGUAUACAGAGAAUUCCGGCAUUAUUAAGUUAUUCAGCGGAGUUCCAACAUCAGGGAUUUGAACUUGAAUUUUUAGUUCAAGAUUGGCAUGAUCAAAAAAUUGUUAAUACCAUUGUAUUAUUAGAAUUAAUUAAGAUUUUAGUUGUUCCAAAUAAUAUGAAUACAGUAACUAAUCAGAAUGUGAUGGUUCAAUGUGGAGUUUUAAAACCGAUUAUUGAAUUGGCUUUGUCUUCAAACGCCCCAUCACCAGUAAAGUCAAAUUCACUUUAUGCUUUGGCAGAUCUAAUAAGGGGGAAUCAAAACAGUCAAGAAUUUUUGUCAAGAAUAGUUGUAACAGUUCCUCAUCCAUCUUAUCGUAUUUCAGAUUCACUUGAUCCAUCUCAGGCGAACAGAAAUAGUGCCCAAUCAUCACAGGAUCAAAUGCCUACAUUACCUCCACGUCCUGCUGUAAUGGCACUUAUUGCUGUUGCGGUUGGAGCGGAACAUCUAGAAAGUUAUUCGACUCGUGCAGCUGCUACUUAUGCAUUCGAGUCUUAUACAUUUAAUAAUAUUAACGCACAACUUGUAUUAGCAUCGACACUGACACCACCACCUGAUGAUAAUCCCAAUUCAGAAAUAUUUGCAGCAAAACCUCAAUCAGCUGGUUCCCUAUUGCUUUCGGCAUUAUUAGAAUGGGAAGAUUCCGAAGCAGAUCCAUAUGUUGUAUGGUUUGCCUCAGUAAUAUUUUCACAUAUUCUCAUGAAUAAUGAAAAGUCAAAAGAAAUAGCUCGAGCGAUAUUUAUUGGAGACGGUAAUGAAAAUGCGGAGGAAAAUGUUUCUUUAUUGCAUUCAAUUGCUGGAAAUUUGAUGAUGGCGACAAGACAAAACGCGGAUGUUAGAGUACUGAUAGGAUACCUAAGUGUUCUCUGCGUUUGGUUAUGGGAUAGUCCAAUAAGUAUCAGAGAAUUCUUAUCAGAGGGUGCCCAUUUACAAAUGCUAAUUACACCAAUAACUCAAUCUUCUGGAAUAGAUACAAUAGUUCAAGGAUUGUGUGCAUUUUUAUUAGGAAUAUGUUAUGAAUUUAAUCAUAAUUUAGAUCCACAAAUCACAAGGUCAACGCUUCAACCUAUUUUACUUAAUCGAAUUGGGUUUGACCAAUUUGUCAAUCGAAUUACAAGAUUAAGAGAAUCUACUCAUUUUAAACACGCUACACAGUAUUUACAGAUUUUGCCGGAAGCGGCGGCUAAAGGCUUACCAGACUUAUAUUUUGAUUAUGCCUUUGUAGAAUUUUUUAAAAAUAAUUAUGAAAUCAUUCAAAGGUCUAUUAGAGCGGAUCCGAAUGCAAAAUCAUCAUUAGGAUAUAAAGGUUCAGAUUAUCAAGGUGAAAAUGAUUCAACUUCAAUGAUAAUAUCAUAUAAAGAUGUUAUUCAAACUCAAGAAAAGGAAAUAAAUCAAUUAAAAGAAUCAAUCAAACAAAUUGAAAAUCAAUUGGAAUCACAG